Lachnellula hyalina is the source of this 1188-nucleotide messenger RNA. RefSeq names its product S-adenosylmethionine synthase (gene eth-1). The transcript has 3 exons. Gene Ontology annotation, molecular function: ATP binding; methionine adenosyltransferase activity. Bases 1 to 1188 code for a protein of 395 amino acids. Gene Ontology annotation, biological process: S-adenosylmethionine biosynthetic process. The record is from RefSeq and is a predicted model, not a curated record. Lineage: Eukaryota; Fungi; Ascomycota; Leotiomycetes; Helotiales; Lachnaceae. Gene Ontology annotation, cellular component: cytosol.
AUGGCCACCAACGGCACCAAUGGUGUUAGACCCCACCACAACCAGGGCACAUUUCUGUUCACCUCCGAGUCUGUUGGAGAGGGACACCCAGACAAGAUCGCUGAUCAGGUCUCCGAUGCCAUUCUCGAUGCCUGCUUAGCCGAAGAUAAGGCCUCCAAGGUUGCCUGCGAGACUGCCACAAAGACCGGUAUGAUAAUGGUCUUCGGUGAAAUCACAACCAAGGCCCGUCUCGACUACCAAAAGGUCAUCCGAAAUGCCAUCAAGGACAUUGGAUACGAUGACUCCUCCAAGGGCUUCGACUACAAGACUUGCAACGUUCUGGUCGCCAUUGAGGAGCAAUCCCCCGAUAUCGCCCAAGGUCUCCAUUACGAGAAACGCCUCGAGGAACUCGGAGCUGGUGACCAAGGUAUCAUGUUCGGAUAUGCCACCGACGAGACCCCAGAGCUGUUCCCCUUGACCCUUCAAUUGGCCCACAAGCUUAACGCUGAAAUGGCUGCAUCUCGCCGAAACGGAAGCAUCCCAUGGCUCAGACCUGACACAAAGACCCAAGUCACCAUCGAGUACAAGCACGAUAACGGAGCUGUCAUCCCACUGAGAGUUGACACCGUCGUUGUAUCCGCUCAGCACAGCGAGGACAUCACCACUGAGCAGCUACGAAAGGAGGUCAAGGAGAAGAUUAUCAACAAGGUCAUUCCAGCCAAGUACUUGGACGAGAACACUAAAUACCACAUUCAACCCUCCGGACUGUUCAUCAUUGGUGGACCACAAGGAGAUGCUGGUCUCACUGGCCGAAAGAUCAUUGUCGACACCUACGGUGGAUGGGGAGCUCACGGUGGUGGUGCUUUCUCCGGCAAGGACUUCUCCAAGGUCGAUCGAUCUGCUGCAUAUACUGCCAGAUGGAUCGCCAAGUCAUUGGUUCAUGCUAAGCUUUCGAGACGUGCUCUCGUGCAACUUUCAUACGCCAUUGGUGUCGCCGAGCCACUCUCCAUCUUCGUCGAAACAUAUGGUACCUCCGACAAGACCUCCGAUGAGUUGGUCGAGAUCAUCCGUGCCAACUUUGAUCUCAGACCUGGUGUCAUCGUCAAGGAUCUCGACUUGGCCCAGCCAAUCUACUUCAAGACCGCCAAGAACGGUCACUUCACCGACCAGAGCUUCACAUGGGAGAAGCCAAAGACUUUGAAAUUCUAA